Molecule: messenger RNA, 2517 nt
Organism: Harpegnathos saltator (Jerdon's jumping ant)
Lineage: Eukaryota; Metazoa; Arthropoda; Insecta; Hymenoptera; Formicidae
Exons: 6
Coding region: 425-2005 (526 amino acids)
Source: RefSeq, a predicted model, not a curated record
CCGAGAAAUUCGGUCUGUCUGUAUUCACGGUUCCCGGAUCUCGCUGUGGCUUCUGCCACGCCAAUCAUCAACACACCGAGCGUGAACAUAACCUCUAACCACCUAACGGCACCCAGUGAACGAUGCUGCCGUUCGUCGACGCCGUGUGUCAUCAUGUUUCUUCCGAUCACAUCGGCAUAGGCAUUGAUCGAGUGACCACGACGACGACGAUGUUUCCACGGUCGUCGUGUCGGGCCUCUUGAUUGUGCUGAUGCACAUCCGUCGUGCUAACCUCCUUUCUGACGUAUUGCGAGUUGCAGUUGUACAGACUCGUUAAGCCUGAAAUUUGUUGAAGAAAUUUUCAAUUUAAAUUUACACUUGUCUCGAGGGAUACGCGGAAGUUGUGUGAAUACGACGACGAUGAUUGUUAAACGCUAUUUUUAUAAUGGACGUGAGCACUGGAGACAACGACGAUGUGUCGUUCCGUCUGGGAGAGAUGUUUAACAGCUACGAGGAGUUGGAGCAGAAGCUGGAGAGAUUUUCGAAAUGCAGCCUAGUUCACUACUGGAGGCGAGACAGCAGAACGGUCAGUGGGGCUCAUAUGAAGACAGCUCGGCCAAUCAGUGAGAGAUUGAAGUAUUAUUCUGUCAAAUAUGCAUGUAUCUAUGGCGGUCAGAAGUUUCUGCCACGUGGUGCUGGAAGAAGACAAUCCCAAUCUAUACGAACCAAUUGUCCAGCUCAUAUUAUGCUCAGAGCAUCUAAAGAUGGCACAAAGUUAGAAGUCACUAGUGUUAAUAAUGAGCAUAAUCAUGAAAUUUCAGAGGAACUCUUUAAGAAUCUUCCACAAGAAAGGAAGCUGUGUGGUGAAAUAAAGCAAGAGGUACAAGAUCUUAUGCAGUUGCACAUCGAUCGUAAGAGACUGAAGGAGUAUGUGCGGUUGCGUACCAAUAAAGUACUACGAUCUAAGGAUUUGUUUAAUUUGGCAGCAGCUAACAAGCAAAAGAGAGACAUUACGCCGGAACGGGCAUAUCAGUUGUACAAAAAAAUACACGAUAUCGAGAAGAUGCAAGGUAGGGAUAAUAGUAAAAGAAUAUAUCCUGAAUCCGAGGACGAGAUAGCGCAAACCAUAAAAAGAAUUAAAAAAGAACAAGAAUCUGCCUGGGGUCAAGAUGGAUUGUCAACAGAGUUGGAUGCGAGCGAAGGAAACGACGGAGAGGAUUCUUAUGGCGAUCAAUUGACGCAAGAGGAAGUGGCGGCUGAGAUCGAUACAAACGAAGGUGAAUUGCUGCGAGCGAACAACGAGGGUGAUAUUAUCGCUGCUAACGGGGAAAUAGUGGGUGAAUUGGUAAUGGAGGAUGGCGAUCCGUCAGUGAUAGUCGAGUCUAUCGUCAAUGCGGAUGGUUCUGUGUUUGUCGACGGGAGAGAAUUUAACAGUUAUUGCAGCAAUCAUCUGACGCACACAGUGGACGAGAGCCAAUCGCCGAAACCGCGUGUUCUAGAUAUAGAAACGAUCGCACCUACCAUUGAGAAAGUUUCGAAGGCAUCAUCCGUAUCACCGCCGAGUGACAAGUCGCAGAACGAUCCUUUGACGUUACCGCAGUCACCAAAGUCGCCUGGUGGCUUCAAUGAGGCUGAUUCGAGGAUCUGGAUUGUGAAAGAGGGCACAUCCGUGGAAACAGAGCCGGAAAGUGGAGCCGAGAGCGAGACAAACACGACUCAGCCAAUCUCCAUGAUGAAGACGAGUGCUGUGGAUGAUAUGCCUGAGAUAAUGUUGUCGGACGAGGCGAGUCACCAGCUACUUCAGGAACAGCUGGCAGUGUUGCGUGCCGAGAGAGGGAAGCUGUUCCACGAGACCGAGAUGCUGAAAAUGAAGAAGGACAAAUUAAAGUUACAGAUCAAUUGUUAUUCGAACGAAAUAAGUAAGCAGGAGAUGGAAAAGGAGAAAUUAAGACUUGAAAUCAAGCUUCUUCAGUCCAAAGUCAUGGAAGACACUAACGAUGUAUCGCAUUACAUUUUCGUGCCUUGAAUUCUUCGGCUGUUUGUAAAAAAGUAAUUGUAAAUAAUGUGUUUUAUCGGCUUUAGUACUGUUGAAAUUGUGUGUACAUAUUUGGGCGCGUACAUUGGUGCGUGGGUUUGUUACAACACAGUCGGCUGCGAGAUCGUUGAAGGUCUAUCGUCAUCGCUAGCAAUAAUUGAAUUUCGUUAUUUAUAUUAAAUAUGUGUGUUCUUAUUUGUUAAAUGUGAUAGACGAUAAAUAGUAGCGAAUAAGAUGUUUCGCGUGUUACUUUGCUAGCCGAUCACCGCUGAAGUCCUUUUUUUUAAACUAAGUUGUACCAAGUUUCGUUAUCUUUCAACUGUAACGCAAGAAGCGAACAUUUUUAUUGCGCGCUUUUUGGUUUUGGUGUACAACACACGAUUCUGUAAAAAGAAAUGUAGCAGAAUAACUGCAUGAAAGAAUACUAUAUAUAUUCCACACGAAUGCUUCCUCAUCGCUAGCUACAAACUAUCGCAAAUAAACACAUUAUUUUUAUUAUUUUA